This is a messenger RNA of Cladophialophora carrionii CBS 160.54, 1074 nucleotides long. RefSeq lists its product as uncharacterized. The record is from RefSeq and is a predicted model, not a curated record. The transcript has 4 exons. Bases 1 to 1074 code for a protein of 357 amino acids. NCBI's taxonomy places the organism in Eukaryota, Fungi, Ascomycota, Eurotiomycetes, Chaetothyriales, Herpotrichiellaceae.
AUGUCCCCUCCAAUUUCUCCACAGCCGUCCGAAACCCGUCCGAGGGCUGGGACGGCCAUGAGCUUUUCAUCUCAACGAUCCCGCCGCAGCAACUCUUCCGCCAACAAGCUAGAGUUGACCGAGAGUUCCAAAGAGAAGAAGAGGUUGAACACAAAGGCAGAUCCGUCGAGAGCCAUCACUGAGGCCACGCCAGCGGAACAGGCACAAGAGGAAUCGACAGUCGAGGAUUUGCGGAGGAUGAUGCACAAAGACAACGAUGGCAAUCUUAUCACCGAUCCUGAUCGUUCCAAUCCUACCCGCCAUCGUAUGGAGCGCCCACUAGACACCAUCCGUGCGUUUCACGCAGCUGCGGAGGGGACGAGCACGCGGCGCUCCUACAAUAGCAGACCAGGUUCCCAAGUUGGCUGGAAUGGUGACAUGAACCGCCGGGCAAGCUACUAUUCGCAGAAUGGAUACUCCCCGCAGCGACCUCGUGUAUCACCUAGUGGUGGAUACUACCGCAAUUCUUCCUAUGGUUUCGCUCCCCAAAGCGCGGUCGAAGAGUCCCCCGGUGCUUCCCAAAUGUACGCUCGGCCACCUGUACGUCAACAAACCCACCCCCAUGCUGGCCCGCCAAACGGAUACCCGAACGGCUAUCAGCACAGCCCCAGCAACGGGGAGAGUCCAAUGUCCUCGCAUGCAUACCACCACUCCUAUGAUGCGAUGACCAGUGGCUCCGAGGAAUAUGGCAAAUCGACAAAUCCGAGCUCCCAGAACAGCUCUUUUGACCAGCUCCAGCAACUUCGGACCAAGCCAGAAGACUUCCCCCAGGAGAACCCAUAUGCCAAAGAGAUUCAGUUCAACCAGACCCAUUCGCCACAGCCAUUCUCACCCUAUGGCUCACGGGAUGGUGGUCAUGAUCAGCAGAUCCACGCCCCAGCGGCCCCAUCAAACCAGUACACACCGCCCGCUGCAAACGAUCCCCGACAACCAAUCAAGCUGAACGGCAUGUCAAAUACUGCUGAAAUCACUCCUCCUGCUUCACCUAAGAAGCAAAGCUGGAUCAAGAGACGGUUCAGCAAGCGAGCGUCCUAG